AUGGGCCAAAACGACGACCAAAAGACGUACCGCUACAAUGAAAGCCCGGUUUAUACCACUUCCAAUGGCUGUCCUGUGAUGGACCCGCAAGCUUCGCAGCGAGUAGGGCCCAACGGACCUCUCCUCCUGCAAGACUUCAACCUUAUCGACCUUCUCGCCCACUUUGACCGUGAGCGCAUUCCCGAGCGAGUGGUCCAUGCCAAGGGUGCAGGCGCCUACGGCGAGUUCGAAGUCACCGACGACAUCAGCGAUAUCACCGUCAUCGACAUGCUCAAGGGCGUCGGCAAGAAGACUAAAACCUUUGUCCGGUUCUCAACCGUUGGAGGCGAAAAGGGCUCCCCUGACAGUGCCCGCGACCCUCGAGGCUUUGCCUGCAAGUUCUAUACUGAGGAGGGCAACUGGGACUGGGUCUUCAACAACACCCCCGUCUUCUUCCUCCGUGACCCUAGCAAAUUCCCCAUGUUCAUCCACACCCAGAAGCGUAAUCCACAGACAAACCUGAAAGACGCCACCAUGUUCUGGGACUACCUUUCCACCCACCAGGAGGCCGUUCACCAGGUCAUGCACCUCUUUUCAGACCGCGGCACUCCCUACUCCUACCGUCACAUGAACGGCUACUCCGGUCACACCUACAAAUGGAUCAAGCCCGAUGGCACUUUCAACUAUGUCCAGCUGCACCUCAAAACAGACCAGGGCAACAAGACGUUCACGGACGCCGAGGCCACGCGCCUGGCCGCCGAGAACCCUGACUGGCACACUCAGGACCUCUUCAAUGCCAUUGCCCGCGGCGAAUACCCCUCAUGGACCUGCUAUGUUCAGACCCUGUCACCAGAGCAAGCCGAGAAGUUCCGCUGGAACAUUUUCGACCUGACCAAGGUCUGGCCGCAAUCCGAAGUUCCCCUCCGCCGCUUCGGCCGCUUCACCCUUAACAAGAAUCCCGAGAACUACUUCGCCGAAGUUGAGCAAGCCGCCUUCUCUCCCUCCCACCUUGUCCCCGGCGUCGAGCCCUCCGCCGAUCCCGUCCUCCAAGCCCGCCUCUUCUCUUACCCGGACACCCACCGUCACCGCCUCGGCACGUCGAACUAUCAAUCCAUUCCCGUCAACUGCCCCCUGCGCGCAUUCACGCCCUUCCACCGCGACGGCGCAAUGAGCGUGAAUGGCAACCAUGGCGCGAAUCCCAACUACCCAUCGACCUUCCGGCCGCUGCAGUACAAGCCCGUUAAGGCGUCCCAGGAGCACGAGAAGUGGGCUGGCUCGGUAGUAACCGAGCAGCUGCCUGUUACUGAUGAGGACUUUGUUCAGGCCAAUGGGCUCUGGAAAGUCCUUGGUCGCCAGCCGGGACAGCAGGAGAAUUUUGUGGGUAAUGUUGCGGGACACCUCUGCAAUGCUCACCCUAGGGUCCGCCAGGCGACAUAUGGCAUGUUCCGCCGUGUGAAUGCUGACCUUGGGAAGAGGAUUGAAAAAGCCACUGAGAAAAAAGCUACUGAGGCCAGGGCUCGUUUGUAGCUUAGUCACACUACUUUGGAUUAGAACUCACUGUGAUGUUGGCUAAAUAUUUUUUUUCUAAGCUCAGAGCUUGAUAGGUUAGUAACUGGAUGUAGAUUGGCAUGCAUAUAUGGAUGGAGUAAUAAGGGAAACGAUUCUGGUUCACUAUAUGGAUCUAACGCUCUGCUAACUUAAACAAAAAGUUGCACCUGGUUAUCUAACAUGCCUUAAAGUUUAACAGGAAUCCAGUAAGAACAACAAACUGUAUAGUUGUUAUCAAAACAGCAAUGCCAAAAAACGGACAGCAACCCUAACGCCUGUGGGAAGUGAACGCCAAGUCCGUAUCAAAUUUCGGGUAACCUCGAGAUACGCCGGAUGCAGGAAGAUUGUGUAGUUCGUAAAUGGUCGUAAUAA
Molecule: messenger RNA, 1899 nt
Organism: Aspergillus nidulans FGSC A4
Lineage: Eukaryota; Fungi; Ascomycota; Eurotiomycetes; Eurotiales; Aspergillaceae
Gene: fgaCat
Product: catalase catC
Exons: 3
Coding region: 1-1506 (501 amino acids)
Biological process (GO): response to oxidative stress; response to reactive oxygen species; hydrogen peroxide catabolic process
Cellular component (GO): mitochondrial matrix; peroxisomal matrix
Molecular function (GO): catalase activity; heme binding
Source: RefSeq, a predicted model, not a curated record